This is a messenger RNA of Euleptes europaea (tarantolino), 1323 nucleotides long. RefSeq names its product zinc finger protein 501-like. The record is from RefSeq and is a predicted model, not a curated record. The transcript has 7 exons. Gene Ontology annotation, biological process: negative regulation of transcription by RNA polymerase II. Gene Ontology annotation, molecular function: DNA-binding transcription repressor activity, RNA polymerase II-specific. Lineage: Eukaryota; Metazoa; Chordata; Lepidosauria; Squamata; Sphaerodactylidae. Bases 1 to 1323 code for a protein of 440 amino acids.
AUGCAGCCAGCUCAGUGUCCAGUUUCCUUUGAGGAGGUGGCUGUGCGUUUCACCAAGGCUGAGUGGGCACUGCUGAAUCCCGACCAGAGAGCUUUGUAUAGGGAAGUCAUGGUGGAGAAUUACGAGAACGUGGCCUCUAUAAUCCGUUCAGAGGAAAAACAAUAUAAAUGCUUGGAAUGUGGAAAGAACUUCACUCACAAACAAGGACUCACUUCUCAUCAGAGAAUCCACACAAAGGAGAAGCCAUAUGUGUGUUUGAAGUGUGGGAAAGCCUUCCGUUGGAGCACAGCCCUCACUUCCCAUCAGAGAAUCCACACAAAGGAGAAGCCAUAUGUGUGCUUGGAGUGUGGGAAAACCUUCCGUUGGAGCACAGCCCUCACUUACCAUCAGAGAAUCCACACAAAGGAGAAGCCAUAUGUGUGCUUGAAUUGUGGGAAAACCUUCCGCUCGAGCACAGCCCUCACUUCCCAUCAGAGAAUCCACACAAAGGAGAAGCCAUAUGUGUGCUUUGAGUGUGGGAAAACCUUCAGUUGGAGCACAGCCCUCACCUCCCAUCAGAGAAUCCACACAAAGGAGAAGCCAUAUGUGUGCUUGGAGUGUGGGAAAACCUUCCGUUGGAGCUUAUCCCUCACUUCACAUCUGAGAAUCCACGCAGGGGAGAAACCGUACAAGUGCACGGAGUGUGGAAAAGGCUUCAGUCAGAGCUCACACCUGACUAUACACCAAAGAAUCCACACAGGAGAGAAGCCCUAUAAAUGCUUGGAAUGUGGAAAGAGUUUCAAUUGUAGCCAUCACCUUAAAUCACAUCGAAGAGUCCACACAGGGGAGAAGCCGUAUAAAUGCAUGGAAUGUGGCAGAAGCUUCAGUCGGAGCUCAACCCUUACUUUACAUCAAAGAGUCCACACAGGGGAGAAGCCAUAUAAAUGCAUGGAAUGUGGAAAGAAUUUCACUUCUAGCCAGUACCUUAAAGUACACAAAAGAAUCCACACAGGGGAGAAGCCAUAUAAAUGCCUGGAUUGUGGGAAAAGCUUCAAUCAGAGCUCAAGCCUUAAUCUACAUCGAAGAGUCCACACAGGGGAGAAGCCAUAUAAAUGCAUGAAAUGCAAAGUUGACAACAAUUUCCAAGCCUUCGUCUUUGAGAUCUGUCUUCUGUUUGGAAAGCGGAGAGGCUCCCAUUUCCUGCCACAGCUGUCCGAAAGUAGCCUGUUUUCAAAUGGCUGCAAGGUGUCCUCCAGCGAUGCUGGUGAGGAGAACGAGAAGCAAACAAACAUAACAUCACAGCCCUUCUACGAGGUGAUAAGAGCCCUGGAAAUCUUGUCCUAG